CAUGUUUGCUAACUGCAAAGGAAGUAGAUUUCAAACCUCCAAGACUACCACUGGGGCACUCGUGUGAAUGUAUCAUCAGAAAAUCUAACAUGUUUUUGCUAAUCAAUGUCGCUCUCAUCUUGUGGUUUUCCUGUGUUCAUGGGCAAGUGAAAUCUUGUGAUUUUCCAGUAAUAAAACAUGGAAAGUUAUAUUAUGCAUUUAAAGGAUACUUUCCAGCAAGUGUAGGUCAACAGUUUUCCUAUCGCUGUAAACGGCAUUUUGUGACUCCUUCACAAAGUUCCUGGGACUACAUGACUUGCACCCUGAAAGGAUGGUCUCCAGAAGUGCCCUGCCUCAGACAAUGUACUUUCAAUUAUUUGGAAAAUGGAUAUUACACAAAUUCCCAUGAAAAGUAUUUACAAGGUAAAACUGUAAGAGUCCGCUGCCAUGAUGGCUAUAGUCUUCACAAUAAUCAGAACACAAUGACCUGCACAGAGAAGGGCUGGUACCCUCCCCCAAUAUGCGUCCGUGUCGGACUUCCCUGUGGACUUCCACCUUCAGUUCAGAAUGGUGUUGUACGUCACAAGAAAGACAGUUAUCAAUACGGAGAAAAAGUCAGAUACACCUGUAACAAAGGAUUUAGGAUUUAUGGAUUUGCAUCUAUAAGAUGUUUAGGAGGAAAAUGGUCCCGUACACCAAAAUGCAUAAGCACAGAUUGUUUUAACUUGCCCAGCUUUGAUGAUGCUGUAUUCAUAGGCCAGAAGAAGAAAUCAUAUAGAUCAGGAGAACAAGUGGCUUUUAAAUGUCGACCAUAUUAUCAGCUGAAUGGAUCCAACACUAUACAGUGUGUUAAGAGCAAAUGGAUAGGAAGGCCAGUGUGCAAAGAUGUUUCCUGUGUGAAUCCACCCAGAGUGGAAAAUGCAGUUAUACAAAAUGACAGACCUAGGUAUCUAAAUGGUGAAAGAGUACGUUAUGAAUGCAUCGGGACUUAUGACAUUUUAGGGGACGUAGAUGUGACAUGUUUAAAUGGAACUUGGACAAAACCACCUCAGUGCAAAGAGGCCUGUGAAAUUUCAGAAGAAAUGAUGAAAAAAUAUAACAUACAGUUAAAAUGGACAACUUCAAAAAAACUUUACUCUAAAACACAGGAUCGUAUUGAAUUUAUAUGUAAAAGUGGGUAUCAUCCAGUGACACCAGAUCAUACAUUUCGAACAGCUUGUCAGGAAGGAAAAGUGGUGUAUCCUCAUUGUGGACAAAACACUGGUUAAAUGCAGUUGUAUGUACAUGUAUUGAGAAUUUUUCAUUAUUAAUCCAAUUCUCAGUUUAUUUUAUCAAGUAUUGUUUAAAUCAUUUUGAUUCAUAAAUCAGAUGUUAUGGGGAUGAUGAAAUUAUAGUCAGGAAGACUAAUGAAUCACUUCUUUAAA
Messenger RNA from Cervus elaphus (red deer), 1403 nucleotides. Its product is annotated as complement factor H-related protein 1-like. The record is from RefSeq and is a predicted model, not a curated record. Bases 90 to 1247 code for a protein of 385 amino acids. The transcript has 7 exons. Lineage: Eukaryota; Metazoa; Chordata; Mammalia; Artiodactyla; Cervidae.